Messenger RNA from Acanthopagrus latus (yellowfin seabream), 1975 nucleotides. Its product is annotated as protein THEM6. The coding region runs from base 184 to 792 and encodes 202 amino acids. The record is from RefSeq and is a predicted model, not a curated record. The transcript has 3 exons. Lineage: Eukaryota; Metazoa; Chordata; Actinopteri; Spariformes; Sparidae.
GGGAUUAAGCUAAUUGCGUUCAUGCUCCAGGGGGUGGCAGUAAUGGGCCGCUGCUGUUAAACCUCAAAGAAGAAGAAGAACUACGUGUUGUCACACACCCGGAAGUUAUGUUAAUUCAUUCCUACCGGUUUCCUCAAGUUACAUCGCAUCCCAUGGUAGCACUCUCUUCUAGACACACAAGGGAUGUUGCUGCUGGUGCUGGGUGCCCUCCUCCUGCUCUUUUGCAGUCUGGAUGUGUGGUACUUCCUACGGGGGGCCCAGGUGUUCAUCCAGGCGUGGUUCCAACCACGAAUAUGGGACAUUCUUGCUGAGCAAAGCAUUGAUGGCAUGGUCCUUCCCCAUGAUUUGGACUACAUGGGCCACAUGAACAACUCCCGAUACCUAAGGGAGUGUGACUUUGCCCGUUUCCAUCAUUACAUGCGAAAUGGGCUGUUCAUGGCCUCACGCAAACUGGGGGCCAAAAUGGUGGUAGGGGCCUCCACCAUACGCUACCGGCGCUCCCUGGCUUUCCGUGAGGCUUUUGAGAUUCGGACCAAAGUAUUGGGAUGGGAUGAGAAGGCAUUUUACUUGGAGCAGCGCUUUGUGUCCAAGGCAGAUGGUUUUGUCUCCGCGGUCAUGCUCUGCAGGCAGAAUGUGGUGCGCUGCAGCCCAGAGACCAUUAUCGAGUUUGUCUGCAAAAGGAAGAUUGAAUGUCCAGAGUUUCCCGAGGACCUCAAACACUGGAUUAGCUUCAUCUCAGCCAGCAGCCAGGCCCUGAGAGCAGAGAGUGGACUGGAAGAGAAGAACAAGUGAAGCCGCACCAUGCAUCAUGAGUGCAGACGCACAUAUCAUUAGCAUUGCACGCACAUGAACAGAAACAUACAUGCACACAAACAGUUAAAACGUCGUAGAGUUUUUAGUUGACUUACAAGAUUCCAUUUAUCUGUUUUUCAGUCGAUUGUACCUGCUGUGUAUUUUUGUGUGAUGUGAACAGAAAUACUGAACUUGAGACACCCGAGUAUGAAAACUUGAACUGUGAGGUAUUCCAUAUUUAAAAACACACUGUACUGUAUGCAUUGGGAUCCUGGUGAGAGUUGUUGCGAUACAGUGACGUAGCUUUAUCCUUGCAGCUUCUUCAGCGGUUGACUGUGAAUAGACUUGCUUCAGACAUCUUCAUUCUCAUUUAGCAAAGACUUCAGAUACGCAUGUAGAGAAAAAAAUACGGUAAUCUUCCACUGACAUCGAUGCAUGUUUUGAAACAAACAGAAGAAUUCUUUUGUGCCUGUUUCUCCGGAUUAGCUAUAGUUUACACUUACAGAGAAUUACAACCUUUUUAUGAAAAAAAAUGUACAUGUGAUGAAAUACUUGAAGGGGUGUCAUGAAUAUGUACUGACAGCUGUUUAAUCUUCCCAUCAGCAUUUUGCACAAAGUGUAACACGAGGGAGUAGAUGAGUAGUGACUUCCUGGUAAAAGUCUGAAAGGGAAUGUUUGAUUUUGAAGGAUCAUUUUUAUCAGUACAGUUUUGUUCCUUUUAACAAAUUAUAAUUCAUGCAUUGGAAGGGUCGGCUUCUUGAUUGGAACUUCAUGCAAUACCAAGACAAAAUGUUUGGAUCUGAAUUAACAGGCAUAAUAAGCAAACUGCUCCAAACCUGCAACGCACAAUGAACAAGAAUGUUUGUUUUUUUUAUCGAGGCAGCCUUUUGAAAUCUGGAAGUUUCCCCUUAAUGCAUCAAAGCUUUAUUUUGUGACCAAAGUAAUGUAUCGUCCUGUAUGAAGAGGAAACAAAAAUCAUUUUAUGAAGAUGUAUGUGACCUGUUAUUUAUCUUGUUAAUGCACUGACAACAAAUCCUGUCCACUUAGAUUAAUUUUGAAAAUAUGCACUGUCCUUUUAUUUUCCACUUAUAUAUGAUUUGUUGAAAUUAAUUUGUGUACCAAACUUUAUUUACUGUCUUUAUUUAUUUGAAGGCAUUUUGAAUUAAAAAUGCAUUGGAACCUA